Capsella rubella is the source of this 1791-nucleotide messenger RNA. RefSeq lists its product as uncharacterized. The transcript is spliced from 9 exons. The coding region runs from base 123 to 1688 and encodes 521 amino acids. Gene Ontology annotation, cellular component: Golgi apparatus; endoplasmic reticulum. NCBI's taxonomy places the organism in Eukaryota, Viridiplantae, Streptophyta, Magnoliopsida, Brassicales, Brassicaceae. The record is from RefSeq and is a predicted model, not a curated record.
UUCCGUUAUCUCAUAUCCCUGAACCUGUCUACCAAGCAUCAGUCGAUUGGUUCAACCAAAAUGUUUCUGAGAGAUUACGCAGUCUCUUUGUAUUGUCCACAUUUAAUUACAUUCUUUCUGCUAUGGUUACACCACCAGGAAAAAUUCCCGUGGGUUUUCUUCCAGUUCCAGCAGGUGUCAGCGAAGGUACUUGUCGCGAUUCUAAGAUGGCAAUGCUUGUUACAUUAGCAAUGGUAGUGCGUAGCAAACCUCAUGUCUUCGUUAGGGUUUUGCCCUCUCUGAGGUUGAGGCGUAUGUAUAAAGGACGGGGCCAUAUUGCGCUUACAUUUUGGUUGAUAGCUCAGGCCUCCAAAGAAGAUUUAUCUGUGGGCUUGCUUUCAUGGGCGCAUAACUUGUUACCUCUAGUCUGCAGCCAUCCUCAGUCAACAGAUACCGCCCUCACGUUGGUUGAGAAGAUUUUGGCCAAACCAGAUGAUCAGGCCAGAUUUGUAAAAGCUCCUUUCUGGGAGGGAGUGAGACUUAUUCCACCUUAUUCAUUUGAGAUCUUGCUGCGGCUUACAUUCCCUGCUUCAUCCGUGCCUUCUACAAGUAGGUUUAAGGCAAUUUAUCCCUUGCUGAGAAAAAUGGCUCUUGUCCGUACAUCAAGAAGGCAGCCAAUAGAAGAGAUAUUCAUCUUUUCUUUGAGAUUAUCUGGAGAAGGAAAUACUGUUUUAGCCGAGGAAGCUAGAUCAAUCGCUAUCUGGUCUCUUACCGUAACCAAGAGUUGCUGGAAUCUCUGGGAGAAUCUCUACAAAGUGAAUCUAAAAGCAACUGUUGAUCUUCUUAAAAAGAUUGUAGGGAAAUUCAAGGACGGUGUAAGUGAGAGAAUGAAUCAACAGAUAUUCACUUUUUCUUUGAUGUUAGCUGGAGAAGGAAACCCUGUUUUACCCCAGCAAGGUACCACAAUCGCUAUCUGGUCUCUGACCACAAUCGUUGAUUGCUGGAAGCAGAGGGGCAAUAUCUCUGAGGAGAAUCUAGAAGCUUGUGUUGCUAUUCUUAAAGAGCUUGUAGAGAGAUGUAAGGAUCAUUCCCUCAAUCCAUCAUCAUCACCAAGUUAUACUCUUUCACCUUCACCAGGAAGCAAGGCAUGGAAACAAAUCAUUCGAAAGAUAUUUACUCUCUCUUUGAAAUUAGCUGGAGAAGUUACAGCAAAUCCUGUUUUAGCCAAGGAAGCUAUAACAAUCGCUAUUUGGUCUCUGACUGAAAAUGUUGACUGCUGGAAAAGCUGGGACAAUCUCUAUAAGGAGAAUGUAGAAGCUAGUGUUGCUCUUCUUAAAAGGCUUGUAGAAGAAUGGAAAGAUCAUUCCCUCAAACUAUUAUCAUCUCCUAGUGAUACUUUCACUCUUGGUCAAACUAUGAAGAGCAUCAUGCUACAGAACAAAAAUGCCAUCGCUGGAGGAAGUGCCUUUGGUUCUCUUUACCAAGAAGCUGACAAGUCCUGCGAAGUGAUCUCGUGGAGAUUAUCUCCUGUAAGAAGCACCCUUAAAGAUACAGCCAGUACCGCUGUUGUUGUAGUUGCUUCUGUGUUUCUAGCCGCUUAUGGACGUGCCCUAUGUGGGCAUUCGGUUUUUUGCUUUUGUUUGGGUUUCUGGUUUUAUUUUUGCGGUUUUCCUGUUUUACUGAAAUUGAAAUCAUAUAUAAAUUUGUAAUUCGGUUUGGUUACGGUUCAAUUUUAAUGGUUUUAUGGUUUUAUAAAAAUAUGAAACCAUAUGUUUCACGGUAUGGUUUGGUGCACUAGAAAUUUUACUUAAA